GGAGCAGCGGGCGAUGCCCCGCACCGAGCCCAGCCCGCCGCUGUGCUGAGCCGGCGGCGCUGGCCGGAGCUGGACACCGGGACAUGCUGCUGGAGCCCCCCGUGACGCUCCCCGCGUGGGUAGGGGGCGGCCGGUGAGGAGCUGGAGCGCGGCGGAGGAGCAGGAGCGCCGAGGAUCCGGCUGGGAGCCAUGGGGAGAUGCAACGGGCGCUGCACGCUGGUGGGAUUCUGCUGCCUGCAGCUGGUCGCGGCGCUGGAGAGGCAGAUCUUUGAUUUCCUGGGAUACCAGUGGGCCCCCAUCCUGGCCAACUUCUUACACAUCAUGGCCGUGAUUUUGGGGAUUUUUGGGACCAUCCAGUACAGAUCCAGAUACCUCAUGAUGUACGCCGUGUGGUUGGUGCUGUGGGUCGGCUGGAACGCCUUCAUCAUCUGCUUCUACCUGGAGGUCGGGCGCUUGUCACAGGACCGGGACUUCAUCAUGACCUUCAACACGUCUCUGCACCGCUCGUGGUGGAUGGAGAACGGCCCGGGCUGCCUGGUGACACCGGUGCUCAACUCCCGGCUGGCGCCCGAGGACCACCACGUCAUCUCGGUCAGCGGCUGCCUGCUGGACUACCAGUACAUCGAGGUGCUGAGCAGCGCCACGCAGAUCUUCCUGGCGCUCUUCGGCUUUGUCUACGCCUGCUACGUCAGCAAAGUGUUCCUGGAGGAGGAGGACAGCUUUGAUUUCAUCGGCGGCUUUGACUCCUACGGGUACCAGGCGCCCCAGAAGACAUCGCACCUGCAGCUCCAGCCGCUCUACACCUCGGGAUAACCGGGAUCCAGCGGCGCCAGGACCCCGCGGAGCCACCAGCCCCUGAUGCCACCACGGGUGUGACGGUGCCACCACGGCGAGCGCCCGUCCCGUCCCCUCCUGCAGCCCGGGACACCCCAAAGCCGCACGGAGCCACUGGGCCACCCCCGGGACGGGGACACGGGGACAGCGGGGAGGUGGCAGCGCUCACAGGACACUUCAGCUGCUCCCAGCCCGGCUUUUCCUUGGAGCAGCGGGUGGGACAGGGACAGGGACAGGGACAGGGACAGGGACAGGGACAGGGACAGGGACAGGGACAGGGACAGGGACAGGGACAGGGACAGUUCCCUGCAGCUCCGGAUCUGGGCUCAGACUCGCUCCAGCAGGAAUUCUCCAGCCGCCCACGCUCGAUGGAGCAGCACGGAGGGGGCUCGUCCGGGACGCUCCGAGGAGUGGGAUCUGUCCAUCAGCAUCGCCCCGACCCCCGAUUUGGGGACACGGAGGGACAGGACCCCGAAAUCCCCCUGCACCCCCUCCUCCCACAUUUGGGGGCCUUGCUCCGAGCUGGGAACAGCGACGCUGCGGCACAGCCCCUUCCCAGCACCCGAAUGGAUCUGAUGAAUGUUUGGGGUUACUUUGGUUUGGUUUUUUUUUCCAAUCAUUUCUUUGGGUUUUUAUUUAAUUUGAAGUGCCUGAGUAGACUCUGGCUGAGCCGGGCCCCCCCGAGGCUGACACCGUGCCUUCAGCAUCGCUGGGACCCCCCAAACCUCCCCAGGGCCGGGGGUCCCACCCUGCUCCCUUCAUCCGUGGGGGGCUCGGUGCCAAACUCCUCCCUCGGCUCCAGCGGCACGGGGGGAAGGAUUUUGGGGGGAAGGAUUUUGGGGGGUGUGGGAUGGUUUGGGCAGGGAUCGCUCUGCAGAAGGAAGAUCAGCUGGGAAGGAAAAGCCUUGGAAGGAACUGGAAGGAAAAAAAGGAGUUUCCUGGAGUGUCCCACGAGCUCCUCACUCUCCUUUCUGUGGGAUGCGGCUCCUCAGGAUCCUGGAUCUGCUCCGAAGCCCGCCCUGCACCCGUGGGAGCUGGGGGGUUUGGGUGGAUUUCACCUCCCAGCUGUUUCUCCUCCAGUGCCAGGGCAAUUUUUUACACCCUGGAACGUUUUUUUGUCCCUUCCCAAGAGGGAGCCCUGGAAGUGCCAGGGCCCAGAGCUGGGAUGGGCUGAGCCCCCCACAGCCCUCCACCACCUCCAGCCAAGCUGCGAACUCUACAGGCAAUAAUUUUUCCACCCUUUGCCCCUCUUUUUUCCAUGGAAAAUCGUGUUUUUUUCAGGCAGUGAUCCCCCUCAUCCUCCAGAGCAUAUCCCCAUCGCCAAGGCCUGGGGCCAGCAGCAUCUUUGGGGUUUAUUUUCCUUUCCAGGACCACGGGUGCUCCACUGAGCUGCUCUGGGAUGGGGUGGGAAGGACAGGCAGAGCUCCCCUGCUCCCAGCCCUUCCCAAGCCCAGCAGGAAGAGCUCAGUGGCAUUAAAGCUCUUGGGAAGAGCCUCCCCCGCUGGGCUCCACAGGAGCUGGGCACGGACCCCGGGACCUUGGGUGUUUCUGUUCCGUUGGCUUGGUUUUCUAUGAGCCCGUCUUUGUAACGUGAAUCGAUGAUUUCUUUUCUAUUCUGUAAUUAUAAAAGUCAAAGGAAA
This is a messenger RNA of Taeniopygia guttata (zebra finch), 2474 nucleotides long. It is a transcript of the gene NKAIN1, whose product is annotated as sodium/potassium transporting ATPase interacting 1. Lineage: Eukaryota; Metazoa; Chordata; Aves; Passeriformes; Estrildidae. The record is from RefSeq and is a predicted model, not a curated record. Gene Ontology annotation, biological process: regulation of sodium ion transport.